Molecule: messenger RNA, 465 nt
Organism: Saccostrea cuccullata (small rock oyster)
Lineage: Eukaryota; Metazoa; Mollusca; Bivalvia; Ostreida; Ostreidae
Product: putative nuclease HARBI1
Exons: 4
Coding region: 1-465 (154 amino acids)
Source: RefSeq, a predicted model, not a curated record
AUGGCAGCGUUCAUGGUAGUCACAGACGAACAGGUGCGUCGAAAUUUACGCAGAACGCGCGUGUUCCAGGACAGGCAGAAUCCACUUGAUGCUUAUGACGACAUCAAUAUUAUCCAUCGUUACCGAUUAGACAGAAUGACCAUCAUCAGUAUUAUUGACAUGGUUGAAGAUCGUCUAGAGAGACCAACAAAAAGAUCUGGGAGUCUUCCAGCCUCUUUGCAAGUGUUUGCUGCUUUAAGAUUCCUUGCUUCUGGCUCCCAGCAGAGAGUGAUUGGAGACACUCUGGGAAUAUCGAAGGCAUCUGUUUGCAGGUCUAUAGACGAUGUUAUCAAUAUCUUGUGUCGGACAAUGACCAACAUCAAGUUUCCGACUGGUGAUGCCGAGACAACAAGGACGAAGUUUGGUUUCCAUGCAAUCGCAAUGAGUGCUGUACCGAAAAGGUCAUUUCUACUAGAGAUGAAAUAA